This is a messenger RNA of Clunio marinus, 415 nucleotides long. The record is from the annotation of a GenBank genome assembly. NCBI's taxonomy places the organism in Eukaryota, Metazoa, Arthropoda, Insecta, Diptera, Chironomidae.
AUCUCAUUUUUAGAACAUCAAAAAAUUGAAAGAAAAAUUUACGGAAAAAUAUCAAAAUGCGUGUUUCUAUGCUCCGUAACAUUAAGUUUGCACCUAGUGUGAAAGAAUUUAGACUUCAUUUAUGCCAAUCAAGUGCAGAAUCGAAAGGAGCAAGAGAUUUUGUGGAAAAAUUUUAUGUCAACAUGAAACGCGAAAAUCCACAACUUCCCAUCUUAAUCAGGGAAUGCAGCGGUGUGCAGCCACGGUUAUGGACCAGAUUCGAACAAGGCAAAGAGAAGUCGGUGCCACUAACAAACGUUUCUGCUGAUGAAAUCUUGAAAUUAGUGGAGAGUACAAAAUAAAUAAUAUGUAGAAAAAUGUAAUUCUUAAAUCAGUGAAUAAAAAAUAAAUGUGAAAUAAAAAUAAGAACACUGGA